ACCAAAUCAAACAAACCCAAAAAGGAAACAAUAUCAUCAUUUUAUUACAACAAACAUAACCCAAAUUUACAAACAAAAAAUGGCUUCAAGAAAGGAAGAAAAAGCAGAAGAAGCAGCAAGAUAUGCUGCUGACCAAAUCCAAUCUGCUAGGGAAGAACAACAACCCCAACAACAACAACAACAACAAAAAACUACAUUUACUGAAGAUCAAACUUAUACCCAUCAACAAAACACCAAGCCUGGGAUAUUCUCUUCUGUGUAUAAUGCUUUAGAGAGCACCUAUGAACAUGCUAAAGAGGUUGUCACUGGUAAAACCCAUGAUGCAGCAGAGAAGACUAAGCAAUCAGCUGCAGUUACAUCUGAGAACAUGAAACAAUCUCAUGAUGCUGCUGCUGUUCGUGCUCGAGAGGCGGCUGACCGUGCUAGGGAGGGUAGGGAUAAUACCAUCCAGAGUUUAAAGCAGACUAAGGAUUAUACUGCUGAUAAAACUAUGGAUGCUGCUGGGUAUGUGGCUGAUAAGACUAAACAAGCUAAAGAUAUUACCUUGGAGAAAGCAGGGGAGUAUAAGGAUUAUACUGUUGGGAAGACUAUGGAUGCAGCUGGGUAUGUUGCUGAUAAGACUAAGCAAGCUAAAGAUACAACAAUGGAGAAAGCAGGGGAGUAUAAGGAUUAUACUGUUGGGAAGACCAAGGAUGCAGCUGGUUAUGUGGGUGAUAAAGCUAAAGGGGUUAAGGAUGUAACAAUGGAGAAAGCAGGGGAGUAUAUAGAUUAUACUGCUGAUAAGGCUAAAGGGGCUAAAGAUGUAACAAUGGAGAAAGCUGGGGAGUAUAAGGAUUAUACUGUUGAUAAGGCUAAGCAAGCUAAGGAUGUAACAAUGGAGAAAACAGGGGAAUACAUGGAUUAUACUGUUGAUAAGGCUAAGCAAGCUAAGGAUGUAACAAUGGAGAAAGCAGGGGAGUAUAAGGAUUACACAGCGGAUAAGGCGAAGAAGACGAAGGAUUACACUGUUGAUAAGACUAUAGAAGGGAAGGAUGUGACUGUGAGUAAGUUGGGUGAGUUGAAGGAUUCUGCUGCAGAUGUGGCUAAUAGGGCAAUGGGUUAUUUGUCUGGGAAGAAAGAGGAGGCUAAGGAGGUGGUUAAUGAGACGGCUGAGGCGGCGAAAGAGAAAGGGAGAGGAGCUAUGGAUUAUGCAAAGGAGACUGGAGAUGCUGCCAAGAACAAGACUUUGGAGAAGAAAGAGGAGGUUAAGGAUGUUUACAAGGGCACACAGGAAGAGCUCAGAGAGAAAGGCUACAGUGUACAAGAUAAAGCUUCUUCAGAAAGAGCUAGAGCUGAUCGUCAGGCUGCUGCACUAAGGGGAAAAGCGGAAACUGAAAACAUACUGGGGGUCGUAGGGAACGUAGCGGACACUAUGAAGGACAAACUAACAAUGCCAAGCGACACGGUGGGAAGGGGCCAAGGCAAGAGCGUUGAAGAUAAGACGGUGACAGUGACGGUGGAGGAAUACCCACCAGGUGCAGCAGCUGAUAUUCUGAAGGAUGCGCGACGCACAACCGGACGCACAACCGGACAGAUGGGCGAUAAAGAUCAGGGGAAGGCUACACAUUAGCAGUAUGAACAUGAUGUUAUUUUGGUUGGUUUGAACUGAAAUAGUUUUAUAUUUUGGUCGUUUUAUAUGUUGUAGUUUAUCAGGUUUUGUGUUUGCAUAUUGUUUUUGGUUAUAAUCCUUUUGUGUAUGUUGAUUUUGAGGGGGCAGGAAAUUGUGUACGUUUUUGCUUUUCUUUCUAUAAUCUUAGUAUUCAUUCAAGUACACAUCAUUUUGGAUUUUGGGCAAGGAUAAAUCUCCAUAGGUUAAAGGGUGGUGGGAAUAUUGCACAUAUAGACAUGCAUUCGGUCCUGUUUUGCCAAAUUUGCAAUAUUUAAUUAGAUUAAAUUCAGAUCGGCACUCGGUCCUGUUAGCCUAAUUUGAUAAUAAUAUCAAAUUAGAUUAAAUUCAAAUGGGAAAGC
Amaranthus tricolor (Joseph's coat) is the source of this 2007-nucleotide messenger RNA. Its product is annotated as late embryogenesis abundant protein ECP63-like. The coding region runs from base 80 to 1609 and encodes 509 amino acids. The record is from RefSeq and is a predicted model, not a curated record. The transcript is spliced from 3 exons. NCBI's taxonomy places the organism in Eukaryota, Viridiplantae, Streptophyta, Magnoliopsida, Caryophyllales, Amaranthaceae.